Limanda limanda (common dab) is the source of this 1059-nucleotide messenger RNA. It is a transcript of the gene prkacab, whose product is annotated as protein kinase, cAMP-dependent, catalytic, alpha, genome duplicate b. Gene Ontology annotation, cellular component: nucleus; cAMP-dependent protein kinase complex. Gene Ontology annotation, molecular function: protein kinase A regulatory subunit binding; cAMP-dependent protein kinase activity; ATP binding. The record is from RefSeq and is a predicted model, not a curated record. NCBI's taxonomy places the organism in Eukaryota, Metazoa, Chordata, Actinopteri, Pleuronectiformes, Pleuronectidae. Bases 1 to 1059 code for a protein of 352 amino acids. The transcript is spliced from 11 exons. Gene Ontology annotation, biological process: peptidyl-serine phosphorylation.
AUGGGCAACGCGCCCACUGCGGCCAGGAAGGGCAGCGAGAUGGAGAGCGUCAAGGAGUUCCUUGCUAAAGCCAAAGAGGACUUCCUCAAGAAGUGGGAGAGUCCUGCACAGAACACUGCUGGCCUGGAGCAGUUUGAGAGGUUGAAAACCCUGGGCACGGGCUCGUUUGGCCGCGUUAUGCUGGUGAAACACAAAGAAACGGAACAGCAUUAUGCCAUGAAGAUCCUAAACAAGCAGAAGGUGGUGAAGCUCAAACAGAUAGAGCACACUCUGAAUGAGAAGAGGAUUCUUCAGGCUGUCAGCUUUCCUUUUCUGGUGCGGUUAGACCACUCAUUCAAGGACAACACUAACCUCUACAUGGUGAUGGAAUAUGUGCCGGGUGGAGAGAUGUUCUCCCAUCUACGGAAAAUUGGCAGAUUUAGUGAGCCUCAUGCUCGGUUCUACGCUGCUCAGAUCGUCCUGACCUUUGAAUAUCUGCACGCUUUGGACCUGAUCUACAGAGACCUGAAACCUGAGAACCUGCUCAUAGACCAACAGGGCUACAUCCAGGUGACAGAUUUUGGCUUUGCCAAACGUGUAAAGGGCCGGACCUGGACAUUGUGUGGCACCCCAGAAUAUCUGGCCCCAGAGAUUAUUCUCAGCAAGGGGUAUAACAAGGCAGUGGACUGGUGGGCGCUGGGCGUGCUCGUUUAUGAGAUGGCAGCAGGAUACCCCCCCUUCUUUGCUGACCAGCCCAUUCAGAUCUAUGAAAAGAUCGUAUCAGGGAAGGUUCGUUUCCCAUCUCACUUCAGUUCAGACCUGAAGGACCUCCUGAGGAAUCUACUACAGGUUGAUCUCACAAAACGUUACGGGAACCUCAAGAACGGGGUCAACGACAUCAAGGGACACAAGUGGUUUGCGACCACCGACUGGAUCGCCAUCUUCCAGAAAAAGGUGGAAGCUCCCUUCGUCCCCAAGUUCAAAGGACCGGGCGACACCAGCAACUUCGACGACUACGAGGAGGAGGAGAUCCGGGUCUCCUUCAAUGAGAAAUGUUCUAAGGAGUUUGCUGAGUUCUAG